GGCCUCCGAGCCCGCCCUCGCCAGCAACCUCUACAGCACUAUCCUCGCUCACAACUCCCUGGAAAGCACCAUGUCCUUCCUGCUCGCCAACAAGCUGGCCAACCCCACCAUGCUGGGCAUGCAGCUGAUGCGGCUGAUCCAGCAGGCGUACGACGACGACCCCGGCCUCAUGGAGGCGGCGCUGGCGGACCUGCAGGCCGUGUACGACCGCGACCCCGCCUGCGACAAGUACUCGCAGGCCAUGCUGUACUUCAAGGGCUUCCAGGCGGUGCAGUGCCACAGGGUGGCGCACUGGCUUUGGAGCAAGGGGCGGAAG
Astrephomene gubernaculifera is the source of this 316-nucleotide messenger RNA. NCBI's taxonomy places the organism in Eukaryota, Viridiplantae, Chlorophyta, Chlorophyceae, Chlamydomonadales, Astrephomenaceae. The record is from the annotation of a GenBank genome assembly.